Messenger RNA from Haplochromis burtoni (Burton's mouthbrooder), 3034 nucleotides. RefSeq lists its product as uncharacterized. Lineage: Eukaryota; Metazoa; Chordata; Actinopteri; Cichliformes; Cichlidae. Gene Ontology annotation, cellular component: membrane. Bases 388 to 2421 code for a protein of 677 amino acids. The transcript has 8 exons. The record is from RefSeq and is a predicted model, not a curated record.
CCAUUUUCCAAUCUUUUGAGACUAACUAUCUCCCGAUAGAAGGGCCUGAGACGGGAGAUACGCGCUUUGAUUGACACUUUUGGCAACGAAUGGCGAUAAACUUACAGUGAAACUAAAUUGAUUUCAUUGAUCAUAUCUGUACUCACGGCUGGCAGCAGAAAGCAGAAUGAUAACAUUCAGUCAGAAGUAUAGAUGCGAUUGUUUUUUUUGCUGGACAAAGUGUGUUAACUUCAGACUUUAAUUCUGCAUAGUUUUAAUGCCCCGUGUCGGUUGAUGGGAAGAAAAAAAACCCGCGACAAAACGAAAGGGGAAGUGUUUCGGGAGGACAAGCACUGUGAACAAUUUUGGUUCUCUGUAGUGUUCUCUGGAUCUCAUAAAUGACACGCCAUGUGGGGCAGACAGCAUUUUUUUACCCUCGUUUCUUGUCUCUUGGCCUCACCGUCACCUGCUGCAGGUCAGAUCAGACUAGCUGGAUCUGGGUCCACUCGGUGCUCUGGAAGAGUUGAAAUCUAUCACAGUGGCUCCUGGGGAACAGUCUGUGAUGAUGACUGGGACUUAAAAGAUGCUGAAGUGGUCUGCAGACAGCUGGGCUGUGGGGCAGCAGUAAAUACCUAUGGAUUAGCUGACUUUGGUCAAGGUACAGGACAAAUCUGGCUUGAUGAUGUGGCCUGUUCAGGAAGUGAGAGUUCUCUAACUGAGUGUCGAAACAGUGGAUUUGGGACACAUAACUGUGGGCAUAAUGAGGAUGCUGGUGUCACAUGUUCAGGGGUCCCCCCCAAGCCAAGGAUCUCCAUAAAUAACAGUGAGGUCACCUGGGGUCAGAGUGCCAGCAUCUCUUGUUUAGUCCCAACUCAGGCAUCAGAUGGAACUUUCAUCCUCAAGAAGACGUCUGACUCAUUCAUGGAGACUAAAACCUCAAAUUCCAACUCUACUAUCUUCAGUAUCAACAAAGUGAACUUCAGUCAUGAAGGACAGUACUACUGCCAGUACGAGGAAAGCAUUCAGGGUUCAAAGUUCUCCUCCCCCUUUAGUAACUCUGUAGGACUCUUUGUUACUGUAAGCUUCCCCAAACCCCAUAUCUCCAUCAGUCCUGCUGGUGAGGUGACCUGGAGUCAGAACAUUGCAAUCACUUGUUCAAUCUCCACUCAGGUUUUGGGUGGAACGUUCAUUCUGAUGACAACAUCAGAUUCAUUCAACAGGACCCAAAAUUCAGCUACAAACUCUGCUACCUUCAAUAUUUCUUCUGUGGACUUUGAUGAUGAGGGAUCGUACCAGUGUCAGUAUCAGAAAAAGGGCUCAAGGCGGGACUUUAAUUCCCCGCUAAGUGACAGUGUCAUACUCAAUGUCACAGUGAGACUGCAGAGGCCCAGCAUCUCCUUGACGUCUCCUAAUGCAGGACUUGUCUGGGGUCCUGAAGGUGCACAAAUCACCAGGGGUUACAGCUUUGUCCUCACCUGUUCCAUUAACUCCACAUUUUCCAGUGGACAUUUUAUUCUCAGCUUCUCUGGCUCCAACCUCACAGAGCCAGCAGUCAACAACUCAGCCUCAUUUAGUUUCCCUGUAGCGGAGUAUGAACGGCAGGGCAACUACAGCUGUGUGUAUGAGGUCACAGUGUCCACACGGACAUUCAGAUCUGAUGUAUUGGCACCGAUUAGUGUCAUCAUUAAAUUCAAUUUGAUGCCGCUGCUGUCCUCAGUAUCUGUUGGACUCCUGUUGCUGCUCCUGCUGUUGCUGUUAGUGGUAGGGCUGAGGUGCAGGAGAAGACAACGACGAGCCAAGAAGCCUGUAGCUCUCAUCCACAGUCAAAUGGCUGUCCGAGUCGGGAAUGCUUACAAGUAUGGAGAUGAAGAUGAUGAUGAGGAUGUUGAGGACUCUGUGAAUGUUGAUCUAUUGGACACUAAUGAAAAAAUCAAAGGAGGAGCUCCUGGGCUGGAUGAAGAUGAUGAUGAUUAUGAGGACCUAGUGAGUGAUGAUGAUCACGAUUAUGAGGAAGCAGGCCCAAAUGACAAAAAGUCCAAGGAGGCCUGUGUGAGUGUAGACUGUCACAGACAAGAUGAGGAAGAAACUAGUGAUGAAGAGGAAACUAGUGAUGAAGAAAACAACUAUGAGAAUGUAUCCCCACCUUCAGCAAGUGUGGAUAAUAAGGAAGAAGAGGAAACUAGUGAUGAAGAGGAAACUAGUGAUGAAGAAAACAACUAUGAGAAUGUAUCCCCACCUUCAGCAAGUGUGGAUAAUAAGGAAGAAGAGGAAACUAGUGAUGAAGAGGAAACUAGUGAUGAAGAAAACAACUAUGAGAAUGUUCCCCGCCUUCAGCAAGUGUGGAUAAUAAGGAAGAAGAGGAAACUAAUGAUGAAGAAAACAACUAUGAGAAUGUGUCCCCGCCUUCAGCAAGUGUGGAUAAUAAGGAGAAGAGGAAACUAGUGAUGAAGAAAACAACUAUGAGAAUGUUCCCCGCCUUCAGCAAGUGUGGAUAAUAAGGAAGAAGAGGAAACUAAUGAUGAAGAAAACAACUAUGAGAAUGUGUCCCCGCCUUCAGCAAGUGUGGAUAAUAAGGAAGAAGAGGAAACUAAUGAUGAAGAAAACAACUAUGAGAAUGUGUCCCCGCCUUCAGCAAGUGUGGAUAAUAAGGAAGAAGAGGAAACUAUGAUGAAGAGGAAACUAUUGAUGAAGAAAACAACUAUGAGAAUGUAUCUUUACCAUAACCAGCUCAUUAUCAUUCGUAAUGAGCUCUCGUCCUUUUGUAUGAAAUGGUAAAUGGACUUGUUCUUAUAAAGCUCUUUUAUCCUCUGAGCACUCAAAGCGCUUUAGGCAACUUACCUCUUUCAUCCAUUCAUACAAGCACUUUUGAUGCUUAAGAGUUUUCUAUCUAACAUUCACACACAUUCACACUCCAGUGGAUGCAUCAGAAAGCAACUUGAGGUCAGUAUAUAUAUUUAGCAUUAGGGAUGGGUACCGGUGUCCGGUGCCAUGAUGGCACCGGUUCUGACAUAAACGGUAGUAACCAGACCGAAAAGCAGCGCACAUUUCGGUGCUU